Messenger RNA from Hyalella azteca, 4170 nucleotides. Its product is annotated as proton channel OtopLc. The transcript has 8 exons. Lineage: Eukaryota; Metazoa; Arthropoda; Malacostraca; Amphipoda; Hyalellidae. Gene Ontology annotation, biological process: proton transmembrane transport. Gene Ontology annotation, molecular function: proton channel activity. The record is from RefSeq and is a predicted model, not a curated record. Gene Ontology annotation, cellular component: membrane. The coding region runs from base 276 to 3182 and encodes 968 amino acids.
ACUUCGCUACUCGCUGCCGCGCGCGGACGUGAGCCUCGCAAGAAUUUAAAGGUGUACUGUACUUAUGGGAACUGCGCGAUAUCCCGAGUGAUUCUUGAACUUUUUAAUUUGUGUAGAAAGUGAUUACACCGAGUUGAUUAGUUUCCCCAAUUAAUCGAACGUUGUAAAAGUGACGUUUUCAGUGAUAAAGACGAGAGAAUGCCUUCUCUUGUUUCGUGAAGCAAUAACAGAGAAAAUAUUUAUUCUCUUUCCAAGUGUUUAACAACAAAGUGAAAAUGCAAGUCGAAGUACCAUUUGCGAAUAUUGCCCAAGGCAUUUUGCGCCCGGCAAUGGGCACCAUCGCCUCUAUACCCAUCAGACUUGUGCUGAACAAUAUUGGUGAGAGUGAGGCAAGCGGCAGCGCCCGCGUCACGCCAGUACAGCAGCGUCGUCGGCAGGUGCCGACCAAGCAUCCUCACCGUCGCGGUCGUAAGGUCAGCGCACCCCCAGAACUACAGCCACACCUCGGACCCUACAACGUCCACAACAAGAAGCACGCGCAGGGUGGUGCGAUCACCGACUCGACCGACUCCCCUCACUCCGAGUACAUCAUCAACAUCUCUCCAGGAAAUAAUUUUUCCGACGGACUUUACAGUGGUUCCGACUCCGGAGUCACCUCUGAAUACUCCUCGUGGGCUAUCCCUGUCAACGGCCACGUGAGACAGGAUCAAUCGCAAUACGAAGACGACCUCACCCCGCCUGGCGGUUCAGUUGAAGAUCUUGUUAAUGAGAACUCUAAAAGACAGAAGGACAAAUACAAUUUCACUUCUGAUUCAGAGUCUGAGAGCACAGGAAUGAACUCUCCACUGUCCUCUCGUCGCCGCGGAAUGGACAAUGCAGCAUACGUUAACACCGAGCCCAGAGCCCUGGUGCUUGCAGUUGAUGGACCUCCACCUCUGAACAGAUCCAUGACCGAUACUAACUUGCUGGGAACUCACUCAAAUGUCAUUUCUUCAUACACCGGGUCAGCGGCCCAGGCAAGCUCGCUACCAAGAAACCGCAAGAAUAGCAUGGUAGUUCAACUGAACCUCGGGAACCAAAUUGAAACAAUACAGGGAUCAUCCGCUUCAACUCUGCCUGGAGGGAGAUCAGUGUCAUUAGUCUCUUUAAACCAAGCUGGCAUCAGUACUACGCCUAAUGCAAACAAUUAUCCCAACCUUAGCCAGUUUGGUAGCGAUAAUCAGUCCAUUUACAGUGAAAUUGGAACACAGUACAACACGGGCUAUCUAGGUUCAGCUCACCUCGCAAAUGUGAUGGGUUCACAAGGGUCCCUAAAUGGCCUGAAAGAUCACAGCUUAGGCGUAGUAUCAUCUGCCCCCAUGCCCGACGCAGAAGAUCAUGAAUCAGAGCCUACCUCGGAAGAAGAAAAGAAGGCAUGGACCAUUGAAACUUUGGCUGAUAACUUGAGUUUAAUCUAUGCUAUAUUCCUUGUCACUUUAGGAACAGUGAUCUACUUAGCUGACACUUUCAGUGGUCAUGACUCCGCCUUCGCUGAAUCCUUCAACAUUUUCUUGAUAGUCGUUCAACUCGCUUGGCUUAUAUACGCACACAUUGAUGUUCGGCACUACAUCCAAACUAUCAUGAAGGCGAUGGAAGAGGCCAGAGAACGAAACCAAGGCAAAAGCGAGGAAGUCGUUCUGGAGCCCACCGGAGAUGGCCAAUAUCAGCUACGUAUCAACUUGCCGGAACCUAGGAAAACUAUUCCACAACAUUAUGGCUUCACUUCAGGGCGACAUGGAGGUUCCCUCUACUUAAAAAUCGGAGCUACUGUAUUCUGCUUCGGUCACCUGAUCCAUUCCGGACUGAACCUCGGACAGAAGAUCUUAUAUCUGACCGCUGACGAUCCAGCUUUCGAGAACUGCACAUGUACUCCAGACGUCGUGAUGUCUGUUCUGCAGCCUAUAUAUGCAUUCUAUAACCUUUUCUUCGUCUUCAAAUACUCUAAUCUCAUUAUCAAUCGUCGCAAGCUCCUUUCUCGCUUCGGACUCAUGCACUGCAUUGCCGCUUCUCUUUGCUUCUGGAUCUACACAAUCAUGCAAGAAACGUUGCAGGCUAUCGCAUCCAAACAUUACGAUACCGACUACGCAAACGCUUCCGCCUACAGCUCAACGCAAGCUCCACUAGCAAUGCCAUCUUUCAAAAAAGCAGAGAAAGAUUCAGAUGAGGAUGAUGAUGAUGAUGAAGAACCCAUGAAAAAAAUUCAAAAAGCUCUAUACACUGGGACUACAGUUUCUCCAUCAUGGAGCAUCAACUACGGUUGUGAAAAAUCGACCGAACUGACCGAGAUGAUCAAUUACACGACUCCGUACUUGUACCCUUUCAGCAUUGAGUAUAACAUCCUGAUAGUUGGAGUUUGGAUUCUGAUAUUGGAGAACGUUGGCAAAACUGAGCGUCACACUCACAUCCCGUCCGUUGAAGUAACAUACGAAGAAGACAACACCAAAGGCUUCUCUUCCAACAUGAUCAUCUAUGUGGACUGCCACUCGUCCAACCGGGGUCUUUUCGCAGGUCUCCUUUUGACAGUCGCUACCGUCAUCUCAAUCAUCCUCUUCUUUAUCUUCACGUCGUCACAGAACAAUGUCAUGCUUGGUCUGUACGUGAACGCCUACAGCGCGCUGAUGAUCCUGUUGGUGAUGACCAUCGCCACGGCAUUUGCUUACCAUGCAAUCCGGAACCUGGACAUCAUAAAACAUCACAUCAGCAACGUUGAUGACAUUCUACUCAUCAUAUGCCUUCCUUGUAUUCUGCUCUUCGCUUUCUUCAGCUUAGUACCCUCAGUACUAAACGGCAGCGUUUUGUUUGCGGCUGUCAAUAUUAUGCAAGUCAUACAAACCGUACUACAAACCGUCCUCAUCGGAGACGGUCUCCGAAGAUGUUCCAACUCUUCAAGCUUACAACAAAAGAAACCCGGGCGAGAAGUCGUCACUUUCUUGGUGGUGGCCAAUGUCGCGCUUUGGCUAUUAGAAACAUUCGAAAUCAAGAGUGAUGCAGGGAAUGCGGACAAAUAUGCAUUCUAUGGCAAGAAUUUGUGGACGCUGUUGUCUCACUUGACGCUGCCUCUGGCUCUAUUCUAUCGCUUCCACUCUUCCGUGUGUCUCGCUGAUAUGUGGAAAGCUUCUUACGAGCCAGAGAGUGAACACUAGCCUCCUCCCACCUUCUGCCUGCUGCUGGCCAGCGUCUCGAACAACCAACUAGCUCGGUGCUAAGAGGAAAGCUUCAACAGCAUGCAGAUUUCAAUGUGCUUCUAAGUCAAUUUAAAGAGCCAUAUAUUAUCAUAUGGAUCUUUUCUUCAUCUACUUUGUAGAUUUGAAGUCAUCGUUGACGCUAGUUCAGCACUUCCAGCAGCCGCUGAACUUGUACAAUUCUGCUGCAGCCACAGGGAGUGUUUUCAUCCAUAACCUUCGUUAAAUUCAAGAACCGCAUAUCGAUGGCUUCAAACUCAUCAAACGAAGCCAGCUGGUUCACACGUCUCCUUGGGAGAUACUAGCUAGAGAUUUAUUACGCAGGUUAUUGUGGCUGAACGGCACCAGUAGACAUCCAGUGCAGGAUAAGGGCAAGUUGGCGGUAUCGGUUUUGUUGGACGACUAGCGCCAUCAUUCUUGUACAUAGCGAUCAUUUUUCGCACUCAUCUACUCUUGACAUGAUCAUCAUCCUGUAUUUAUGAUUGAUGUGUAAAUAUUAUAUACCCAGGCCACUAGAAUGUGAUAUUUAGAUUCUAAGUGCUGCCCGGUUCUAAUCUAUUGUGAUUGAACUUGUGUAAAGGCUCACUCCAUGCAGGUUUGGGGACGUUUUGAUCCAAACUAUACAUUGCCUGAUUUCGAUAGUUCAGAUUUUUUAGGUUAGGCUUCUUAUGCUUUAUGUCAUCGCUUAUGCUGAUGGUGAUUGAGAACCCACUGUGAUUUCGUACGGCUUCCAUUGAUAAGUUUGCGAUUACCGUGGACGCAGUUUUGAAGAUGAUGUUAUAUAUAGAGCUACAGGGCAUUAGACACAUGACAAGACGGUACAUCGUGUACACUUAUAUAAGAAUAUCUUAUACCUAAUAAUUAAGCUCGAGCGAGAUUCAGAGUACGAAUCCAUGAUGUACUAUGCCAAAUACAUAGUUGAAAAGCAAAUAUACGUAUAAAAAUAUAA